This is a messenger RNA of Eurytemora carolleeae, 1379 nucleotides long. Its product is annotated as protein bunched, class 2/F/G isoform. The transcript is spliced from 8 exons. The coding region runs from base 48 to 1379 and encodes 443 amino acids. Lineage: Eukaryota; Metazoa; Arthropoda; Copepoda; Calanoida; Temoridae. The record is from RefSeq and is a predicted model, not a curated record.
UUGUUUUUCAGAUGUGAACUAUGUAAAAAGAAUUAAUUUCGGCUUUAAUGGCCUCAAGUGUUCCUGUAGCAGGGGCGGAAGGUGGAAAAGGGGAAGGAAUGGGGGCCGGAGGUAAAGGAGAAGGUGUUCGGGGUGGUGGGGACGGAGUGAAGGCUGAUAUUGAUACAUCAGAGGGAGUGAAUAUGGAAGGAGGGAAGAGUGACGUGCUGGAAGGGGGUCGGAUAGAUGUAUCAGGAGGAGGAGGAGGAGGACUAGGUGUUGUCAGAAUGGAUGAUUGUGGGUAUGUACAGGGGGUAGUGAUGGGAAAGGGAGGAGAAGUAGAAUUCUCCGCCCAGGACGGAGACGAUAUUCCGGCUCGUAAAAAGACGACGAGCUUUAAGAUUACGAACGUAUUUCUCUCUCGACCCCCAAGCAACGACGGUGACGAGAGCGCCGAAGAUUUGGACGAUAUGGACGAUUCGCACACAGAGGAGCUGUCGGAUAUAGCGGACAGUUUAUCUAGUCAACUAGAGAAUGUAGCGGCUGGAAACCAGGCCGUUAAUGGGCUUCCUCAGGUUUGGGAAGGAGAGUAUUGUCAUCCCGGGUUUGGGUUUGUGACCUACAACCAGGUGACUGGGUUUCCGGUCAGCUAUGUGGAUAAUACGACAGGCCAACUGCCCAUAGCUGGGACGAUGGCCGUUAUCGUCAACAAUAGUGCAGAAAAAGGAACUGGAGUCAGUGAAGUUCCAGUUACUGGGCAACCUAGCCAACAAGAUUUCAGAAAUAGAUUUAAAAUUGUUAAAGUUGAAACGACAGAACCGCUAAAACGUGGUCGAUGGACGUGUUUUGAUUUCGUGGAUAAACCUGCGGCCAAGGAAAAAACUACGGAAAGUGAAAAAUCAGCAAAAACCGGUGCCUCGAGUACCCGAACGGUAACUGCGGCUGGGCGUGAUAGGCCUGGUACAACGAGCCCGAACCCGCGAACCCUGGAAGCCAACAGCUUCUCCUCCUCCGUCUCCGAGGAGAGGGAGAUGGAGGGGGGUAAACAGGCCCAGCGUCGAGGAGGGAGUAGUGUACCUCCUGACGCAGGACGAGGCGGGUACACGACUGGAACCUCGUACACGACAGUUCCGCACUCUUUAUCCUUGUCCACAUCCACUCCUCAGCAAAAUCAUGCUGUAGCUCCUCAAUCCCAGGUCCAAUCUCCGCACGGUUUGACCCAGAUGAUCGGCCAGGUUAUUCGGCUUCCAGACGGUCAACUUGCUCAGGUAUCCUUGGCUCCUUUUCAGUCCUCAGGUCAACAGCAACAGCAGCAGCAGCAACAGCAACAGCAACAACAACAACAACAACAACAACAACAACAACAACAACAGCAGCAGCAGCAACAGCUAUUUGAGUAA